CAUUCCAAAACCGAACCCAAACCCCAUCCCCCGUCUCUCGAUUCUUCCGAAGGCUUCCAUUCCCCGUCGCCGGUUUCGAAUUCUUUGGAGGCCAGGGUUGGGGAUUCGUGGGAGAUCGAAUCGUCUCCUCGGGCGGAUCUGUCGUUCGAGUCCAUGGCCACCUCCGGCGAUCAGUCGGGCGCCUGCGGGUCUGCGGCGGCGAAGGGGUCCAAGCUGCGGUACCCGCUGCGGUCGGCCGGCCGGGGGAAGUUGGAGCCGGCGACGGCGGACGCUCCUCCUACCGCCCCUGCUUCGCGAAGGGCCAAGCCAUCUUCAGAUGUCACCAAGAGCUGUGCUCUCGAUCUUUCUGCCGUGAAGGAUAAAUCAGCUAAACCUCCGCGGAGGCACUCAAUACCAACAAAGCCAGGUGUUAGUCCAAGGCCUACUCCUACUGGAACUAUUACUCCAGUCUCAGGGGUUCGGUCUAGGAGGUCAGACAGCCUCGGGAGGUGUGAUACCCCGACAUCAGAAGCAUCCAUGUCCACUGCAAGGCGCAAGUUCAGUACACUCUCCUCAGUCUCAUAUUGGAUGACACAGAUUAGGCUUGCAGAGGCUGCUUCCAAGCACUCUAUCUCUCUGUGCUUCUUCAAGCUCGCCCUUGAGUCAGAAUGCGAGCCUCUGGAUAGGAUGAGAGAAGAACUCAAGGCUUAUGUGGCCAGGCAUGGCCUUGCAACAGAAUUGGAGGAGCCGGUGAAGGAGAUUCUUCAGGUUUAUGAUAUCGUGGAAGAUUUUGAGAAGCUAAAGAUCUCUCUGGACUCCUCACAGGAGCCAAAAAAGUCAGACAAGUCUGCUGUUAGUGCCGCCAAUGUGACUCCAAAGGGUAAUCUGAAACCUAGGUCUCUGAACUCUGUUGCAACUCAGAGUAAAGAUGGCAAGAAAGAGAACAUUCAGAAGGAGAAACCUGAUGCAAAGAUCAGAGGUUCCUAUAACAAGAAUCCAGCCAAAAAUGCUCCUGCAAAAGAAGGUGCCAAAAAUACUGUCAAGAAAACCAAGAAGCAGGCUAAGGAGCAGCAAGAAGAUUGUAAUGGAGGCAGUGAGGUUUCGCCAGUUGAGGCAGACCAAGAAUCUGUUGAUGUGGUGAAGGAGAUCACAUACGAAGAUAAGGAGAACAUGGGGGAUGCUGAGAUGGCAAUAGAUGCUGGCAACGCCGUAGCCCAAGAGGUCUAGAACAGAUGGACCGACUUCAGAUUCAAACCUUUUGUUUGCUGAAUAUGAAGUAUUGAGUGUGUGGUGCUUGUUUUCUUUCGCCGUUGUUGAUAUGUCACUAGCACUUGUCUAUCCGGUUGUCAAACCGUAACAUGUCUUUAAGAGUGUGUAUUAUGGUUUGCUGGGUGAGACUGCUCGCUUGUAUUCUCUUUGUUAAGUCAGUUUGCCUGUCCGUGUCCAGCUUCUGAAUAUAGCUGAAUUCUUUAUUUGUGUGAUCCCCCUUGAGCAGAAAAUUCUCCCU
Triticum dicoccoides is the source of this 1486-nucleotide messenger RNA. RefSeq lists its product as uncharacterized. The record is from RefSeq and is a predicted model, not a curated record. Bases 154 to 1206 code for a protein of 350 amino acids. The transcript has 6 exons. NCBI's taxonomy places the organism in Eukaryota, Viridiplantae, Streptophyta, Magnoliopsida, Poales, Poaceae.